AGAGAAGCCAAUAAAAACAUAUCCCAAGCAAGUCACACAGGAAUGACGUCCCUUUGGUGUUCGACAAUUUUACUGUUAAUCUCCUGUAGGACCAGUACAGGAGAUUACCAGGUUACGGAAACUCAAAACUAUUCUGAAGCAUUUUCCAACCUUCUCUACGUUUUGAACGGCAAGUUUUCUGAUCUAAGGCUGGUGGAAGCUUACAAAAACAUCAAUGACCCAGAUGUUGAUGUACCGUCCGCUGGAGUUUUACUGGCGAUGCCAGUCGAGAUCCCAGCUUUGGCACCGGCAGUGACCUACUUCUUUGAGGAGUAUUUUGAGAAAACUUUACUCCGUCGUCUCAUCUGUGUACUCUGGGAAAACAGCAACGGAGAGAUGUUCUUGCAACCUUACAACAUCACGUCCCCUUCAAAUGACAUGUCUAGGAGCUUUACUCUCGACCAAAUCAAGCUGUUAACAUCAAGCGACUUGAAAACUAGACAGGAGUGUAAGGCGAAGUUUGAACGUAAAGGGGUACACACAUUCACUUCAUUUCUGCCGGACUGCGACGAUAAGGAAAACGGGGUUGUACCAAAAUACGUAAUGACUUGGUCGUGCAACUCAUUACUGAUCAUCGCUAACAACCCUAAUCAAGACGAGUACUCGGCCUCUCCCAUAGUCAAUAUCAGGGAAGGUUCACGUUACCCUUUCCCGUCGUACCUGAAGGAAGUCGAGGACAAAGUUUCAUGCGAGUAAAAGGUGUCUAAAAUCUUCGUCUCAAUAAAUUAUCUUUAGAAAAUCGUU
Messenger RNA from Physella acuta, 783 nucleotides. RefSeq lists its product as uncharacterized. Lineage: Eukaryota; Metazoa; Mollusca; Gastropoda; Physidae. The record is from RefSeq and is a predicted model, not a curated record.